GGCUGAGGUUGAGAACUACGGGUGUCUCAGACUGCCAAAACAUAAGGAGAUAUGACAGAGUUUGAAACAAUAUCAACAUGUCUAUAUUGGAGCUUUCUUUAUUUGAUACACUAUCCAGAAAUUCAAGCCAAAAUUCAAGAAGAAAUUGAUGGAAACAUUGGGAUGAAAUCAACCAGGUUUGAAGACAGGAAAAUUUUACCCUCCACAGAAGCUUUCAUAAAUGAAAUAUUCAGACAUGCCUCCUUUCUUCCUUUUACUAUUCUUCAUUGCGAAGGAGGGGGAAUGUCUCUCACGCCAUGUGGUAAUCGGCAGAGCAGAAUGCAGUGCCUCAGCCCAGGUAUCUCCAAGGGCCAGACCACUAGCUGAGCAGAGUCAAGCCCAGACAGUGAGCCACUCAGUCCCCUGUAUUUUGCCUCUCUCAUUUGCUCUCCAUAUUCACACAUGAUGCUAUCUAUUCACUGUGAUCCCUUUUCUUCAGAUCCCCUUUCUGGUUGAAGUAGACUUCAUCUUUAACUUAAGUUUAUAAAACAUCCUACAUUUAAAUAUGCAGCUCUUCUGUCCCAAAGGCUUCUGUAGGGUGACUUUGGGUGCUUCAUAAAAGAGUACGACCUACAAGCUUUACUAACAAAUCAGGAACAGAGAGACCUGCCAAGUUUACAGGCAUUAUUUGGGAUGAAAUGGAAGUGAUCAUAAUCUUUGGGAUCCUGAAAACACAUCUGAGAGCCUCACUAAUAGGGAGAAAUAUAUUUUAGGAAAUAGGUAUUCAUUAUAUUAUUAGAAGUGAAGAAAUAAACUAAUAUAUCAACUAUAAAGAUCAGAGGCAUCGGCCAAUGAGAGUAGUGUGAUAUAAACCAAGAAUUUUAGCACAAACAUAAAAGGCAUCUUAUAUAUUGAUACGUCGUUUGGGAUUAAUCUGUUCUCCACUUGGAUGUUUACCAUUUUCCAUUUAAAAGGACAAGGGAUUAAAGAGCAGAAAAUGGUUAAAAUGAAAUGAAUUUUAAAAAGAUAAAUGGAAGAAUCUUAGGUAAAGGGGGCAAAAGUUUUGCUAUUAUAUAUAACGUAUGUACACACAUACACGAAAGACCAAACAGUACCCUAAUAAAUAUUUAUUGCAUGUAUGCUCUUUAAAAGUUACGCGGAAAGGCAUUUUUAUAUAUGAAGUUUCAGAAGUAUAUAUUUAGAAAGAGAGACCCUACAAUGAAUAAAUUUAUAUAUUGAGUCCUUCUUUAGAAUAUAUAGUCACUCAUAGUUUAAUAUUAGUGAAAUCAAAUUUUACAUGCUAGGUUUCCAUAGGGUGGGAGCAUGUGGUUUUUAUGCAGAGUAGAAUUUGAGCAGCUGAAUCCACAGAGGGAGUGUAGACAGGAAUGUACUGAGAAAGGCAAGUGGCUAUACCUAGGAGCCGGUAAUCCUUCCAACAAAUGGCUCCAUCCCUUUUUUGACCUUCUCCUUUGUUGGGUUUUGAGGGCACCCGAUGAAUAAUACCCAUAUUACUUGCCAAAGUUCAGUACCAGCUGCAAGAUGAAAGUAGGUCAGAGAGAGUUUCAAAUAUUAACUUUUUUAAUGAUCAGAGCUAGUUUGCACAGUUUGGCUUACAGCUAGACCAAGGAGGCUUACUCAUACUUUUUACCUGAAUUAGACAUACUUCUCCACUCAGACUCUGGCAAAGUUGGACAACAGCAGUCUCCUCUGUACGAAACCUGCUCUUCAGCUCAGCCCAUUAAUAACUAUAGAUGAGAUGUAUUACCUUCUCUAUAGGUUGGCUAAUCAGAAAAGAGAACCCAGAAGUGGCUAAGACAAAUGUGUCCAGUGACUGCUCUUAAACUCAUCACAUUGAAAUGUCACUGCUUCUCUGGGGAGAAGUGAGUGUGAGGGCCAUCUCAGAAGUUAGGGAGUGCCAUAUGGAAAUAUAACAUGACUUAAUCUAAACUGUGCAUAAUUACAGAGGUAUAAAAGGGAAAGAUGUACAGUAUACAUAAUGAAGUCUGAGUAUGGGACUAGAAAAAUAGAAUACUUGUUCUAGAAGCAGCUUAGAGACCAUCCAAUACAACCAAUAUUAUUUCACAACUAGGAAAUGAAACCAUAGAGUAGGUAUGAGACUUGCCCAACAUCUCACUGAGACCAGUAUCUAGAGUUCAGAUUUCCUAGUUCCAAUUCCAUUCCAAUUCCUAGUUCCUCCCAUCAAGUACUAAAUGAUGUUAUGUUUUGUUUUUCUAAUCUACUAAUAGAAGCCAAAAACACAUGGGAUACAAAGAAAAUGCUUUAUAAUGUCCUUAAUAGUUUCUGGUUGUAUUCGAAUGUGUCUACUUAUGACCAACUCUGUCAUAGAAAUAUUGAGAUAAUUUUCUAGAGAUUUUAGCUCAUAGCAAUGCCUUCAAUAUAUUAGGUGCUCAAUAUGCUUAACAAAUACAAGAAAAAGAAUAAAUUAGUGAUUUGACAAUAGGUGAAGAUAUAUCAAUUAAUGAACAGAGGGAGAUUUAUAAAGAUGUCACAUCAUUAUUGCAGUAAAAAAUAACACUAACAAAAAGUAGUCCAUGCAUCAUGGGAGGCAGCUUAGGGAUGGGUUAUUUGAAUUUACAGGAUGCAUUGUAAUGCUGCCUUUCUCUUUCCUACAGUACUACAUCAGAUACUACUCUGAAUGGUUAUUUCAUUCCCAGGAAAACAUGCACCUUUAUUAACAUGUAUCAAGUAAAUCAUGAUGAGGAAGCCACCAAAAUUAUUUCCUGAGAUAAAAUUUGCUUGGUUGUUUGUUUGCUAUUUAUUAAUCUGGGAAAAAUUCACAUUCUUCUUAACCAAACUUCAUUCCCUCUGUUUCUCUUGAAAGAAGUUGGAAAGAAAUUCAGUUUUCUUUCCUCACAGAUAAUAGGAAGGAUGAAAUCUUAAUACAGAUUCAUUCAGGGUAAAUCGAAUUUCAAAAGUGGGCUCACUGGGGGAGGUGUAAGCGAAGGACUUCGUGAGCUCACCCUCUGCAUGUGUAUGACCAGCUGAUAUUUGAAAAGCAGCCUGAAACCCCCCACUGGAGUGUAAGCCACCAAGCAGGGAUUUGUUUUUUCUCUCCCUUUUUGUUUGUUUGCUUUUUCCUCAACCCCAGUACCUAGAUCAGUGCCUGGCACAUAGUAGGCACUCAGUAAAUAUUUGUGAAUAAAAUGCAACUAGAGGCUUGCCCAUAUCAACUACGGAAGGGCAGUCUGAGCCUAAGGUACCUCAGGCAGUGAAAAGUGAGGGUGAUGAGUGGUGAUGGCACUGGUGGGAAUAAUGGUGAGUACAGUUAAUCUUUAUAGACUCCCACUGUGUGCUGGGCACAGAAGCUCAGAUAUAUCUCCUCUGACCUCAACAGUAAUCCUAUAUAGUGGCGCUAGCAUGACCCCAAAUUUACUGAUGAAGAAACUUUCAGCCAGAUUGAACAAAUUACUUACGAUCACAUGUUCAGCAGGUAAGAGAAGCAGGACUCACAUCCAGUGUAAAUCCUGUUUAAUAUGUAAAUCUUAUUUAAUGGAAAUUAUAUGCUCCAUGUGGUGAGGGCUUGAUGUCGCCAGUAAACUGGUAAAGAUUGCAAUCUUUCCUUCCCCCCCCCCCCACUUUGGCCACCA
Delphinapterus leucas (beluga whale) is the source of this 3587-nucleotide messenger RNA. Lineage: Eukaryota; Metazoa; Chordata; Mammalia; Artiodactyla; Monodontidae. The record is from RefSeq and is a predicted model, not a curated record.